Messenger RNA from Alternaria atra, 1488 nucleotides. RefSeq lists its product as uncharacterized. The record is from RefSeq and is a predicted model, not a curated record. The transcript has 2 exons. Gene Ontology annotation, molecular function: FAD binding. The coding region runs from base 1 to 1488 and encodes 495 amino acids. NCBI's taxonomy places the organism in Eukaryota, Fungi, Ascomycota, Dothideomycetes, Pleosporales, Pleosporaceae.
AUGGGUCUUCUUACAUUUUAUUCUACGGCCUUGUUCUUGUUCGGUGUGGUAUCUGCACAAGGCUACUCAAGUAACUUAUGUGAAGACCUAGCCUUGGUACUCCCAAACAACACCUUCUUCCCCGCAGCCCCAACCUACAACGCAUCCAUCCAAUCCUAUCCGUUCCUUCAACUUCGACUGCACCCAUCGUGUAUCGUCCGCCCGAGCUCCGCAAAGGAUGUAUCAAAUGCCAUUAUCGUUCUAGGGCAGAGUAACAGCACCAAGUUCGCGAUCAAAAGUGGUGGUCAUAAUGCCAAUGCCGGCUUUAAUAACAUCGAUGACGGCGUCACAAUCGAUAUGCAAAGCAUGAAGAAGGUCGAAGUAGCGAGAGGAGAUCAUGUUGUGAGGGUCGGCGCCGGCGCGCUGUGGCAAGACGUGUACGACGAGACUGAAAAGCGUAAUUUAACGGCGCUCGGCGGCCGCAUCGGGGUCGUAGGAACUGCUGGCUUCUUGACUGGAGGUGGAAUAUCCUUCUUUAGUCCAGAGCGUGGAUGGGCGUGUGACGGCGUCAUCAACUUCGAAGUCGUACUCGCAAGCGGGAAGAUCAUUAACGCAAAUGCGACAUCGAAUUCCGAUCUCUUCGCAGCGCUCAAAGGAGGGCAAAACAACUUUGGUGUUGUGACACGCUUUGACUUGAAAGCCUUCUCUGCCGGUCCCAUCUAUGGUGGAAGAAUCGUUUUCGGAGCCAAUGCUACCACGCCUCUACUUUCGGCAUAUACAGAGCUCAAACUAGGAGCAUAUGAUCCGUAUGUAGCGGGCUGGGUCACAGUGCGAUACAACCACACUGCAGCGACGUUCAAUCCAGUCAGCAUCAUGUGGUACACACGGCCAGCUCAGAAGUUGGGAGCGUUGAGGACUAUCACCGAAGUGAAGCCGCAGGUUAUGAACGGUAUGAUAGAAGCGCCUAUAAGUGAACAUACCAGAAAUGCAUCUAGACAAGUGGCCGCGAUUCCUCAACGGACUAUUUGGGCGACAACAUCAUUUUCGAUCUCGCCGACCAUUAUACAUCGCAUCCACAACCUUUGGAGAGACCUUGUGCCUGAAAUCGCAGCACAGUAUGCCUACGCCAAACCAGUGGCAGAGAUAACCUUUCAAGCUCUUCCUGCACCACCUCGCAACGGCACAUCUCCUAAUAGCUUAGGCUUCAGGCCAGACGAGACGCCAGAGAAGGAUCUUGUGUUCUUGCAGAUAAUCUUCACUUUUGAAGAUGCUCUCGCUACUGAUGGAUUCGAAGAGGCUUUGAAGGAUUUGGUGAAGCUGGUCGAGGGGCUAACGAAGGAAGAGGGUGUUUUCCAUCGGUACAAGUAUCUCAACUUUGCGGCAUCGUUUCAGGACCCGUUGGCAAGCUACGGCGAGGUUGCGUUGGGAAGGAUGAAGAAAGUGGCAAGGAAGUAUGAUCCGACGGGUGUGUUUCAGACACAGGUGCCCGGAGGGUUCAAGUUGUUCUAA